Messenger RNA from Pelagomonas calceolata, 633 nucleotides. The record is from the annotation of a GenBank genome assembly. NCBI's taxonomy places the organism in Eukaryota, Pelagophyceae, Pelagomonadales, Pelagomonadaceae.
GCCGGGACCAAGCUGUUGCUACCUUGCACGGCGACGCUGUGGCAGUAGACGUCGCGAGCGGGACCCUAAAAGAGACCUCUCACCUACCCUUUCACGUGCGGCCGGCAAACGACGCACGUCUAGCGCCAGCCACAAUUUCCAGGGCAGUCAUGGACCUCCUCCAGUCCACGCCCUGGGACCGCUACGCUGGAGUAUCGGGAGCAUUAACCACAGUAGUUUGUGUCUCCGUGGGACUCGGUGGCAUGAUCAUGAACGAAGGCGGCUGGCAGACCUUCGCCGCGUUUUACACCGUGUGUUGCGGGUUGUUGGUCGGUGUGAUUGAGCUGCCGGCUCUCUACUGCCACUCGUACACGUGUUUGAAAUUAAAAGAUCGCCUCAUCGAGGACACGAGCUUCCACCACGGCUGGAUCCGCGCGGCGCUCUACUUAGCAUGCACGCCGGCGAUGUUCGGCUUCACUUCCAUAUUAGUGUGGCCGGGCUGCAUGUUGGUAUUGACAGCAUUCCUCUACGUGCUCGUGUCGCUCAAAUACCGCGCGGGCGGCGGCGUGCCUUCCUACUCGCAGGUGCCGCAGGCCGGCGAGGACGAGGGGCCCUCGUUCGGGACGUUUACGCUGUGAGUAAUAUCUGUAGUAC